Messenger RNA from Chinchilla lanigera (long-tailed chinchilla), 3775 nucleotides. RefSeq names its product unc-13 homolog D (C. elegans) (gene Unc13d). The transcript is spliced from 34 exons. The record is from RefSeq and is a predicted model, not a curated record. The coding region runs from base 193 to 3588 and encodes 1131 amino acids. NCBI's taxonomy places the organism in Eukaryota, Metazoa, Chordata, Mammalia, Rodentia, Chinchillidae.
UCCCCGUCGUACCCACAGAGGCCCCAGCCCCUGGCUGGAGGCAGCGUGAGCCCUGAGUCCCAGCCUGCCUGCCACGCCCUCAUCCCCUGCUGGCUCCAGGUAGCAAUGCUCUGGCCCUAGGCUCAGGCUGGGAGUCAGGGAGGUGGGUUAGGCCCUCUGUGAGAGGCCACCACUUGGCAGCCCAGCUGGGACAUGACGCGGUGCCGGCCACUGGAGUGUGUGCCCUCCUGCCUGCCUGCCCACUUACCUGGAGGUGAGGGAAGGGUGGGAAACAACCAGACCCCAUGGGCAGGCUGGUGCCCCGCCCCCAGCCCCAGGCCUGGGGACCAUUUGGAGAAGCCUGGCAGGAGAGCUCCACCAGCCCAGGCCAUCAAGAUAAGACGCCGCAACGUUCAAGACCUGCAGGAUCCCCUGGCCCAAAUGACUAAGGAGGUCAACCCUGCAUCCUACCACUUCUCCCCCCAGGAGCGGGACCUGCUCUAUGAGGAAGCUCUCUACACUGUCCUGCACCGCCUGGGGCGGCCGGAGCCCAGUCAUGUGGUGGAGGCCUCUGAGCUGCUACAAUACCUGCAGGAGGCCUUCCAGGUGCAGCCUGAGGAGCACAAGCGCAUGCUGCAGCAGGCCAGGGAGCUUGAGAAGCCAGUAUUUUGUCUGAAGGCAACAGUAAAGCAAGCCAAGGGCAUCCUGGGCAAAGAUGUCAGUGGAUUCAGUGACCCCUACUGCCUGCUGGGCAUCGAGCAGGGGGUGGGCAUGCCAGGGGGCAGCCCAGGGUCCCGGCGUCGGCAGAAGGCCGUGGUGAGGCACACCAUCCCCGAGGAGCAGACCCACCGCACCCAGGUCAUCAACCAGACGCUCAAUCCCGUCUGGGAUGAGACCUUUAUUCUGGAGUUUGAGGACAUAACAAAUGCAAGCUUUCACCUGGACAUGUGGGACAUGGACACUGUGGAGUCCGUCCGACAGAAGCUUGGGGAGCUUACAGAUCUGCAUGGUCUUCGAAGGAUCUUUAAAGAGGCUCGGAAGGACAAAGGCCAGGACGACUUUCUGGGCAACGUGGUUCUGAGGCUGCAGGACCUGCGCUGCCGAGAUGACCAGUGGUACCCCCUGGAGCCCCGCACCGAGACCUACCCAGACCGUGGCCAGUGCCACCUCCAGUUCCAGCUCAUUCACAAGCGGAGGGCCACUGUGGCCAGCCGCUCCCAGCCCAGCUACACAGUGCACCUCCACCUUCUGCAGCAGCUCGUGUCUCACGAGGUCACCCUGCACAAGGUAGGCAGCACCUCCUGGGAUGGGUUGCUGAGUCCCCCGGCCACUACCAUCCUCUUUCUCCAUGCUACGCAGAAGGACCUGUCUGACUUCCACCAGUCCAUGGCGCAGUGGCUAGCCUACAGCCGCCUCUACCAGAGCCUGGAGUUCCCUAGCAGCUGCCUCCUGCACCCCAUCACCAGCAUUGAGUACCAGUGGAUCCAGGGCCGGCUCAAGGCAGAACAGCUGGAGGAGCUGACCAUUUCGUUCACCUCUCUGCUGGCCUACGGCCUCUCCCUCAUCCGGAAGUUCCGCUCCGUCUUCCCCCUCUCUGUCUCUGACUCCCCAGCCCGGCUGCAGUCUCUCCUCAGAGUCCUGGUGCAGAUGUGCAAGAUGAAGGCCUUUGGAGAACUGUGCCAGGACACCGCUCCGCUGCCCCAGCUGGUGACAGAGGCCCUUCGGAAUGGCACGGUUGAAUGGUUCCACCUGAAGCAGCAGCACCACCAGCCCAUGGUGCAGGGCAUGCUGGAGGCAGGCAAGGCCUUGCUGAGUCUGGUACAAGACGUCUUGGGUGACCUGCACCAAUGCCAGCGCACAUGGAACAAAAUCUUCCACAAUGCCCUCAAGAUUGACCUCUUCUCCGUGGCAUUCCUGGAGCUGCAGUGGCUGGUGGCCAAGCGAGUGCAGGACCACACGUCAGCUGUGGGCAGCCCUGUGUCUCCAGAGAUGGGCGAGAGUCUGUUCCAGCUCUACAUCAGCCUCAAGGAGCUCUGCCAGCUGGGCCCGGUUCCUUUAGACAGGGAUGGAGUCCUGGCCCUGGAUGGUUUCCACCACUGGUUCCAGCCAGCCAUCCCUUCCUGGCUGCAGAAGACAUACAGCGUGGCACUGGAGCGGGUACAGCGUGCUGUGCAGAUGGACGAGCUGGUGCCCCUAGGUGAACUGACCAAGCACAGCACAUCAGCUGUGGAUCUGUCCACCUGCUUUGCCCAGAUCAGUCACACCGCCCGGCAGCUGGACUGGCCAGACCCAGAGGAGGCCUUCAUGAUUACUGUCAAAUUCGUGGAGGACACCUGCCGACUGGCUCUGGUAUACUGCAGCCUUAUAAAGGCCCGGGCCCGGGCCCUUUCUGCAGGCCAGAAGGACCAGGGUCAGGCAGCCGACAUGCUGUGUGUGGUGGUGAAUGACAUGGAGCAGCUGCGGCUGGUGAUCGGCAAGCUGCCCACCCAGCUGGCAUGGGAGGCCCUGGAGCAGCGGGUAGGAACCGUGCUGGAUCAGGGACAGCUGCAGAACACACUACACACCCAGCUUCAGAGUGCACUGGCUGGGCUGGGCCAUGAGAUCCGCACCGGGGUCCAAACCCUGGCUGAGCAGCUGGAGGUGGGCAUCGCCAGGCACAUCCAGAAACUCGUGGAUGUCAAAGAGUCGGUGCUCCCCGAGGACGCCAUUCUGCCCUUGAUGAAGUUCCUGGAGGUGAAGCUCUGCUACAUGAACACCAACCUGGUACAAGAGAACUUCAGCAGCCUUUUAACCCUGCUCUGGACCCACACACUCACGGUGCUGGUGGAAGUGGCUGCCUCCCAGCGCAGCUCAACCCUGGCCUCUGGCAGGCUGAAGGUGGCCCUACAGAACCUGAAGAUCUGCUUCCAUGCUGAGGGCUGCGGCCUACCCCCUGAGGCCCUGCACACGGCCACCUUCCAGGCUCUACAGAGGGACCUGGAGCUGCAGGCGGCCUCCAGCCGGGAACUCAUCCAGAAGUACUUCUGCAGCCGCAUCCAGCAGCAGGGAGAAACUACCUCGGAGCAGCUGGGUGCUGUCACGGUCAAGGCUUCCUACCGCUCCUCUGAGCAGAAGCUGCAUGUGGAGCUGCUCAGUGCCUCUAGCCUGCUGCCCCUGGACUCCAACGGCUCCAGUGACCCCUUUGUCCAGCUGACCUUGGAGCCCAGGCAUGAAUUCCCUGAACUGGCUCCCCGAGAGACCCAGAAGCACAAAAAGGAUCUUCACCCACUGUUUGAUGAGACCUUUGAAUUCCUGGUGCCUGCUGAGCCAUGCCGGAAGGAUGGGGCGUGCCUCCUGCUCACUGUGCUGGACCAUGACACUCUGGGGACCAAUGAUCUGCAAGGGGAGGCCUUCCUGCCGCUGUGCACAGUGCCUGGGCUGAGCGGCUGCGAGGAGCCUGGUGAAGCACCUCAGACCCGCCUGCCCCUCACAUAUCCCAUGCCCAACGGGGAUCCAAUCCUGCAGCUGUUGGAGAGCCGGAAGGGUGAUCGUGAGGCACAGGCCUUUGUGAGACUGAGAAGGCAGCGAGCCAAGCAGGCCUCUCAGCAUGCCCCAAGGCCAGGGCAGUGAUGGUGGUGGAUGGACAAAGGGCUGGCCUCUAGGGGAGCCCUGGAAGGUUGGGGGGGGGGGCGUCUUCCCUGCACAGUUCUGGGAGUCCCAUUAAGUGGGGGGCCCAGGGUCCAGAGCCUCCUGAGCUCUUUCCAGAGUGUGGUCCCUUGCGGCACUAUUAGCAAUAUUUAUACUCUUCAUCCCUCCC